AUGAGUGACAAGCAACGGGCUUUGGUGUCCUUCAACGCCAAAUACGUUGGGAUUGCUCACUCUGUGUGUGCUUAUCUGGCCUUCUUGGCUGCCCUUGUUGUUGGAUGCUACUUGCACUACUACAAGAUUAUCGAGAAUGAAUUCUACAGCUAUCCAGAAGAAUGGUUUCCUAGUGUCAGUGCCACCAUUGGCGAUCGUUAUCCAGAACGUUCGAUCUUUCAGAUUCUUAUUGCGUUGACCGCAGGGCCUCGUUUUGCCUUAGUUUGCCUCAGUUAUUUGCGUCUUUAUAAACCAAAUUCCAAAUUGCCAGCUUUUGGUUUGGUUUGUGGGAUUAUUAGGACAUUCACUUGUGGUGGCUGGGUCUAUAUCACUUCUACUGAUGAUCAUGAUUGGCAUGAUAUCUUUAUGAUUAGUUACAUCGUGUUGACUAUUCCAUGGGACGUCUCGGUGAUCAAACUCACUCCAAGCACCUCCAAAUUACGCUCUUACAGGCUUUACACCUGCUUGUCAUUCUUUGGGAUGCUUGUACCAUUGAUUUAUCUUUUCAUUCAACAUAAAGUUCACAGAGUUGCAGGGGCCUACUCUUAUUAUGCGUACUGUGAAUGGUCAUUGAUUUUGUUAGAUAUUGGGUUUGACACUUGGGCAAUUUGUGAUCUUAAGGAUUUGCAAAUCAAUUUGGCCACCGACGGCGAAAGUUCUCUCAAGUUGGACUUCUUCAGAAAGAUUAGUUUCAAUGAAGAAGUUAAUUCUUCGGCAAAAGAAAUCGAAGUGGUCACCAAUUUGGAUAAAUCAAUUUCCAAAUUAGACAAGUUUAGCAAGAUCAAAUCUUUUGAACAAUUAUUCAGUUACCAAAACAUGUUGGUGCAUAUAAUCAAUUCUUUUGUCUUUUGGUCCGUCCUCUCAGGGUUCUUGGCGAUGAUUUGGUAUUUCCCAUUGUGGGCCAUGGGGAUUUCCGGUUACGAGGCAUCGGUGAUUGGAUUACUACUCACUUUUAUUCUUGCCAUUCCAUUCAUUAGAAACCUUUUGGCUAACUAUCCACAAAUCUCUAGAGUUUUGGGUGCGGCACUUGGGGUUGGUGCGUACUUGGUCGAAAAACCAGAAUAUAGAUUAGUUACUUCCGCCACAGGAGUAGCUUUCUGUGCCCUUGGUUUGGCCAACGAAACCUGGUAUAUCAAUAAUAUCAGCUUCUCGGUGUGUAACUCUAUCCUUAAUACUGAAAAAAAGAGCCAAAAUGAAGACGAUCAAAUUAAUGAUGAAAUUCUUGCCACUCUUUCUAAAGAUCUCAGCAAAUAUUACGCCACGUUAUCCUCCGUUGGUUUAUUAUUGUCUGCAAUUAUUAAAUUUGCCUUUGCUACCAACAAUCCAAUAUGGCCAAUCAUGCACAAAGAGAAUGGAGGCUGGAAUAACACCGGGAUUAUUGUUGGUGUCAUUGCUGCCUUGUUGACUCCAAAUUACAAAAAAAUCAACCAAUCAUUUAGCUUUGGCAAUUCUUCCAAAACUUUGACCACCGCUCCUACCGUCGCUUCGGUAGCCAAUCGUAAAGAAUCGGUAUUUUUUUCUGCCAUCUCAUUUGGUGCCUUCAUUUUUCUCCUUCAUGCCCUUCUUACAGACUCUUCUACCAUCAUUACUUGGGUUUGGGAUGGGUACCCAAUCAGAGGUCCAAUCCCUGUUCCUCACGGUGCGGUAUCUCUCACAGUGAUUGCCUUUGGUAUUUAUUGUGGAUUAGUUUCUUCCAGAUCUUCAUUAAUUAAUUAUAAAUUCUAUAGUGCUGGUGUCAUUGGUCUUAUUCUUUUAUGCAGUUUCAAAGGCUGGAUGGGUUACAUUGGUGGGCUUGUGCUUUCAUUUUAUUUGGUCACCAUCACACCAAUCAUGAUGGAAAAUGUCUCUCGUUUCAACCCAGGGCUCAGUUUCACUCUUUCAUUCUUGUUUUAUUUGAUCUUCAUGCUUGCUAGUGUUUGGAUUGUUGCUUAUGCCUUUGUCCCUGGUGGACCUUUGCUUAGAGAACGUACUGACAUUGUCUAUGGUGUCCCAAUGGUAUCUGUUGGUUUGGGGAUUCUCAAUGCCCAUUUAUAUGGAUCUGACAGCAUGAUUGCCUCUUCGGAUAAAUCAUUUAACAAGAUUGGUAAGUCUCUUGGCAGUAUUAAGAAGAAGUUCCAAACCUUGUUGUUGCUCUUGACCGUUACCAGUGGAGUCAUUGCCUUCCUUCGUUUCCCAUUCAAUGAUCCAACCCCAUACCAUCCAGAAACCAAAUCAUUCACUGCCGGGAUCUGGACAGUCCAUUUUGCCCUCGAUAAUGAUCUUUGGGCCGCCGAAGACCGGAUCCGUGACCUUAUUGUUGAUUUAGAAGUGGAUAUAAUGGGGAUGUUGGAAACCGAUACCCAACGUAUUGUGAUGGGUAAUCGUGACAUGACCCAAAAAAUUGCCCAAGAUUUGGGUUAUUAUACUGAUUUUGGACCUGGUCCAAAUAAGCACACUUGGGGUUGUUUACUUUUAUCCAAGUUCCCAAUCUUGAACUCCACCCACCAUCUUUUACCAUCCCCAGUUGGGGAAUUGGCCCCUGCCAUUCAUGCCACUUUGGACAUUUACGGAGAAUAUGUUGAUAUAUUUGUGUUCCAUUCUGGCCAAGAAGAAGAUGUCGAAGAUAGACGUUUACAAACCUUGUAUCUUAGUGAACUCAUGGGUUCUACCGAUAGACCAGCCAUCUUACUCAGUUACUUGGUUACUGAACCUCAUAAAGGUAAUUACAAUGUUUACGUGAGUGAGAAAUCGGGAAUGCAUGACAUUGAUCCAACCGACGACGAUAGAUGGUGUGAAUACAUCCUCUUCAAGAGGAUUAGAAGAACUGGGUACGCUCGGGUGAGUAGAGGUACCAUCACCGAUACUGAAGUUCAAGUAGGGAAAUUCAUGUUAGCAGACAAGAUUGCUUUGGAAAACGAACACUUGUUGUACAUGAAUGAAAGAGUCGACGUUAGCCAAGUUCCAAAACCUUUGAGAUUCCCUACGAUGUUUGAUGGUGAUGGGGUUAGAGGACAUAGAUACCAUGUUUUUGAUGAGCCACGUUAUUUCAUUUAA
Messenger RNA from Saccharomycopsis crataegensis, 3072 nucleotides. It is a transcript of the gene CWH43, whose product is annotated as Cwh43p. The record is from RefSeq and is a predicted model, not a curated record. The transcript has a single exon. Gene Ontology annotation, cellular component: endoplasmic reticulum. Lineage: Eukaryota; Fungi; Ascomycota; Saccharomycetes; Ascoideales; Saccharomycopsidaceae. Bases 1 to 3072 code for a protein of 1023 amino acids. Gene Ontology annotation, biological process: fungal-type cell wall organization; GPI anchor biosynthetic process.